GUGCUCGUGCUACUUUUAUUUCUUUUUCCUUCUCAAUGCAGAUUUGCAGAUUGUUUUUCGGAAGCUUUGCAAUGUGGGUUUUCUGUUUGAAAUCGACUUGGCAAUUUGGGCUUUCUUCAUCGUUAUUCUGCUGGACUCUUCCUUUUGUCUAUAAUUUUCUUGGUUUUUCUUUUCAUUUUCUUUGAUUUAUGUAUAUUUUGAUAGCAUUAUGCAAAGUGGGUUCAUGAAGUCCUAGUUGCUCAAGGAUCCUCGCUUCCUGCGACGAGGAAAGUAUUUGGUUUGUCUAUUCAAAUUUGGAUUUCGUAAUUCGCAAGAAAAUUUGGUUCUUUUUAACUUGAUUUGAGCUUGGAUAGGUAGUCUUUUUAACUUAAUUCGCAAGAUAAUUCGCUUCCGUGAGGCUUUAAUUUCUCCUGUUUAGCUUGUUGUUCGCGUCGUUUGAUUUUUGUUUCCAAUUAUUAUUGCAGUUUGCUUAACUUUCACGUUUGUGCAUUUGGGGUUUUCCCCCCUCUUCUUCUUUCAAUCAUUCAAUGUAUAUCGUUGUCCUUGCUCUUAUUGUCCAAAGUCGACGAAGUUCUUGAAUUACCUGUGGCACAAAGUAACAAAGCAAAUGGUGUAAAAUGAAUUAUCUGUGGCAGUAUAUAUUUGGGAUUUUAAGGAAUCAGUCCAAUGCGUAUUUUUGUUGGUGGAAGCAAGGUGGUUCAUUUUAGACCUGAGCGGAACUUAAAGUCAAUCGCGGAGGCAUCUUCCAACAUGGAUGAUGAUGAUGAUACCUCAAGCCCAUGUCCAACCUUUCCCGACUGUGGAUUCAGGCAGCCAAACAGCGGUGUAGUUCUCUCUUGUCUGGACUGCUUCCUUCGAAACGGAUCCCUUUACUAUUUUGAGUAUGGCGUUUCUCCAUCAGUUUUUAUGGCCAAAAUACGGGGUGGCACAUGCACUACCGCACCAUCUGAUCCUCCGGAGAGUGUUAUCCACAGAGCAAUGUAUCUUCUCCAAAACGGCUUUGGCAGUUAUGAUGUGUUUCAGAACAACUGUGAGGAUUUUGCCAUGUAUUGCAAAACCGGUCUUCUGAUAAUGGACAAGCAAGGGGUGGGAAGAAGUGGUCAGGCUUCUUCCGUCAUUGGAGCUCCUUUGGCUGCUGUACUUUCUUCCCCCCUCAAUUUGUUGAUGCCAAGUCCUGUUGGUGUGGCUACUGUAACAGCUGGAAUGUAUUGUAUGAGCCGGUAUGCCACUGAUAUCGGUGUUAGAAGCGAUGUGAUCAAGGUGGCAGUGGAGGACUUAGCUGUGAACCUGGGAUGGACAAAUUCUAAUGAAGACAUAGCUGAAAAUGAAACUUCAAGCUGACAGACUGCCAGAUGAUCUUACUUUUUCCUUGUUCUGCUCAAGUGCACAUGAAAUUGCAGCAAUGUGGUAACUGUUAUGUAUUCAAUAGUAACUAGAUAUAUUGCUUGCCUUCCUGUUCAUUUUAUUCUGGACAACUAUCUUAGAAAUUAUUGUUGUCUAGUUAUUAUUCAGGUUGUGCAUGGAAUGAAGUACAGUUAAUUUUGUGAUUAAUAAAGUAGCAUUGGUCUUUUCCCCCC
Neltuma alba is the source of this 1577-nucleotide messenger RNA. RefSeq lists its product as uncharacterized. NCBI's taxonomy places the organism in Eukaryota, Viridiplantae, Streptophyta, Magnoliopsida, Fabales, Fabaceae. The transcript has 2 exons. Bases 667 to 1341 code for a protein of 224 amino acids. The record is from RefSeq and is a predicted model, not a curated record.